Stylonychia lemnae is the source of this 12795-nucleotide messenger RNA. NCBI's taxonomy places the organism in Eukaryota, Ciliophora, Spirotrichea, Sporadotrichida, Oxytrichidae. The record is from the annotation of a GenBank genome assembly.
AUGGAUAAUUCGAGAGAUCCGCGCUGCGUCUAUAUUGCUUAGACCGCAGCCACUUUAUUCGGCGCGCCCCAGUUGGCCGCUCAGAUUGCUAAUGCACCAGAAGUUUCAUCAUUCUUGAACGAACAGAAUAUGAAGGUACUGCAGAUCCUAACAGAUGGACAGUAGUUCAAAUGUCUAGCUAACUCAGUCGCUAACCCUCCCGAUCGCACUUUGGAAUGCCACUUCAUGAAGGUCGGUGAACAAGAAAUUCAAGCUGAUAAGAUCCAACACUAACUGAUGGUGUCCUCAAUCAGAGGCAGCUCAAUUCAGUCACUGUACAACUACAUCAACAAGGUCUAUGCGCCCAUUCUCUUUGGAGAAGGCAAUGAUGACUCAAACAAACUUAAUACCUAGCUAAGAGACUUACUGUUUUCAUUCAAGGCAGGUCUGCAGAGAACUCUGAGAAAAGGGGGCUAAAACCUUACUCACACCGAAUACAACGAAGAGGAUGUGAGGGGAAUCCUAACACCGAUUGAUGAAAUAGAAGUUUGGCAGGAAAAUGAGAGAGAAAACUACGGCAGUUAGCAAAAUGAAAAUUUGAGAAAGCGCUCAGAGCUCAUUAACCAGCACUACUCUAAGGUCUCUAAGCAAUUCCAAGAUAUGGACUAGAUGGAGCUGGGAGCGAUUACAGCCUUUGUAAACCAGAUCUAGGACACUUUAGACCAAAUUUGGCAAGACCCCAAGAUCUACCCAGUUUACUCUCAGACUAGAAUGGAAAAGAUGUUCUAGGUGAUUGGCAAGUAACUAGGUAGCAGAAUUGAGUUAGAGUUCUAGAAGAACGAUGUGUGGCAGACUUCUUUUUCAGAUGUCAGAGUCAAACUUAACGAGUGCAUGAGAAUUUGCAAGAACUAUAAGGACAGAGUGACUGAGUUGACUAGAGAGUUCUGGAAAGGCAGUGGAAUGCAGCAUCAAUGGAAGGGCAAGGUUUAUUCAGACAUGUACCUCGAAAACAUGAUUUUAAGAAUCAGUGAGAUAUUUGAACUCAGAUCUCAACACGAUGAACUCAUCAGACUGCUCACUCCAGAAGAGCAGAAGAGACUUAAUGUAGACCAGACAUUCAACUCAUUCAGAAAGAUCAAUUCAUUCUACACUAAUGAGUACCAAGCUCAGACUUGGACAAAAGCUAAGAAUGAAUAUGAAAAAAUCCUUGAGCCAAUGGAGAAAGAGAUUUGCAGUAAACUAAGAAAAGAAAUCUUCAACGAAAAGCACACUCCAUCCUAACUUCUUAGGGAAUUCCAAAGAUGGAAAGGUCUACUCAGUAAAGACUCAAUUAAGAAAGAACUUCAAAAUGAGAGAGAAAGUUUGUUGGUCCAACUCAGCUAGGAAGUUAAGAAAAUCAAGGAAGACUUUGAAGCAAGAACUGGCUAGAGUCUGGAGCAGAUCCCAGGCAUGGAUAGACCACCAUAAACAAAUAAUGUCUCAGACGUUGUCUCCUCUAUCGUUUGGUCAAGAUAGCUAUCAUCUAAGAUUCAGUCAAACUAGAAAGUAGCUCAGAGCUUAUUUAGUGACUUAGCUUCAAUCUCAAAAUUUGACUCAGAAUGCAAGGACAUUUGCUCUUCAAUCAAGGACUUUGAGGAUGGACUCUUCAACAAGUGGCAACAAGGAAUCCUGAAGUCUAUGUAGAGCAAGGAUGAGAAGCACAAGUAUCAAAUGACUGGUCAGCUUAUGGAGUUUGACUACAAAGCUGGAGGUUUGCUCAAGGUUAACUAUAGUGAUAAGCUUGUAACCCUAGUCAAGGACGCUAGAAUGCUUGGAGAGCUAGGAUUCAAAAUCUCUAAAGAAAUCAUCUAAGUAACUGAAAACGCAAAGAAGUACUACAAGGAAGGAGUUACACUUAAGUAAGUUGCCAACUUCUACAAUUCGAUGGGUACCCAAAUGAUUGAAUGCCAAAAACCUAUGAUGCUUGAUAAAGCCCAAGCUUUUGAAUACAUCAUUAAGAAUCCUAAAGGCAAAAGAGGAGAUGAUGGUAAAAGUGUAACAUGGGGAGAUCCAGUUGAAAUUGAAGUUUACAUCAAGUAAGUCUAGAUUAAGGCUACCGAGCUGAUAUCAGAGAAUAGAAGACUUAGAACAGUCCAUGUAAAUAUUGUUGACAUGAUAAUUGAACUCAUGAACAUUGACCUAUUGAAAAAUAAGAAUCUUUGGAAGGAAAAUCUCAACAAGAUCAGAAAGAUCAUUGAAUCUGUGACCAAGCAAAGAGCACCUGAGCUCUGUAAACUCUGGCUUACUCACUUAAACUAUCAGCUAUUCAAGGCACUCGAGCAUUAAUAUCAAAUGGGUCUUGAGUCACUGAAUGAAUCAUUACCAGAAAUUCAAUGUGAUUUAGUCUUCAGAAAUUAGACCUUAGAAUUUAGACCAACCUAUGAAGAGCUUAAACAGAGAUAUUACAAAGAAAUCUCAAAUUUUAUCACAACCCCACUAAGAUUUUAAGGCUUUGCUGGCGGUAAAACUGAUAUCUUCAAGAUUCUGCCAGAUAGAAAUGCCAAGCAUUUAAACACAGUCUAUCUAAAAGCUGAGGAAUUGUUCCAAAAACUCAGUGAAGUUUCAAGAUAAUAUGUCAGCUGGACUGCUCUUGGACAAAUUGACCUUCAAGCCUAUAUUGAACAAAACUUUAAGACAGUUGAAGAUUGGGAGAAUAACUUCAAUAUGCUAAAGCAAAAGAGGAAAGAACUAAAGAAGCUGCCAGACUCAGUUAAGGUUGAUUGCAUCAAUGUUAAUUUAGUUCCAUUCAAAGGAGGUAUUGAAGAUAUUUUCAAGAGACUCUCUGAUGCCUUAGUUGAGACUCUAUAAAGCUCAAUUGAAAAAGAUUCAGAGGUAGUUCACAGAUUUAUCAAAGCUGGUCUAGAAAAAUUGAACUCCAACCCACAAAGUGUUGAAGAGAUUGAAAGAAUGCAUCAAGAUGCUGUUUAAAUCUAGGUUGAGAAGGAUGACAUUGUUAAGAUAUUUGAUCAGUGUGAAAAGAAGAAUCUAAUGAUUAAGCAAAUUGCUGGUCAAGGCAUGAGACUCGGAGAAAUAGAAAGUAUGUGGAGAGAGUUCGAUGCUAGACUGAAUGCAUUUAAUGAUAAGAUUGAGGAUUAAAAGGACAGACUCAGGAAAGAAAUUGACUCAAGAGCUAAGGAACUUAACUCAGAUCUUGAGAAAAUGUUCGACAAGUGGUAAGAGAAAAAACCUAAGGAAAGAAAUGAUCUUACUAGAGAUGAGGCUAUGGAGACUUCUGAGAUGAUGAAGGAGUUAAGAGCUUAAUGGGGUGGCCUCUAGGAUAGAAUCACUAAAAUUUAUAGAGAUUGUGAGCACUUCAAAAAGGAUAGACCUAAGUUCACAUACUAUGAUAAGCUCAAGGAUGAACUCUAAGAUCAAGAAGAAGCAUGGGGACUCUUUGAUGAAUUCUCAAAGGAACUAAAUGAAUUUGGAAAAGAAGAAUGGCUGACUUUCAGAAAGAAGGGCUACUUUGCUUUCCAAGAUUUAUUCUUACAAUGGACUGAAAAACUGAAGGGAAAGAACAAGGAUGUUGUUGUAAGAUUCUUGCUAACAGAAAUUGAAAACUUCAAACUUGCCUGGCCUUUAAUUAAACUAUGUACUGGCGAGUCCUUUGAAAAGGAACACUGGAGAAGACUUAUCACCAUGCUAGAAAUGCCUAAAGAUGUCACAUUCGAUAAUAUGAAAUUCAAGCAUCUACUCGAUGCUGUGCCUAUUAUGAUUAAAAGGCAAAAGGAGAUCAAAGAUCUGAGUGAUAAGGCUUAAGGAGAAGUUACUAUCAGAGAAGCUAUUAGAGAGCUAAAAGUUUGGUGUGAUUCAGCUGAAUUCAUUGUGACUGACUAUGAUAGCAACGGCAGAAGAACCCCUCUUAUUAAAGAAUGGAAAGAAAUUAUAACCCAAGUCAGUGAUAAUCAGUCACUUUUAAUGUCCCUUAAAGAAUCCAGAUUCUUUGCUGGAUUUGCAGAUCAAAUUGAGCAAUUUGAAAAGAGACUUGGUGGUAUUGAUGAUUACUUAUCAAAGCUGAAUAUCAUUCAAAGAAAAUGGGUUUAUCUAGAACCAAUCUUUAUGAGAGGUGCUCUCCCAUCAGAGCAAGGAAGGUUCAGAAGAGUAGAUGAAGAGUAUAGAGGUAUCAUGCUUGGAAUCGGUGCAAAUCCAAAAGUUGUUUCACUAUGUGAUAUUCCAGGUCUUAAAGACACACUUGAGACUAUCCUUACUUAGCUUGAAAUGUGUUAAAAAGCUCUUAAUGACUUCCUUGAACAGAAGAGAUCAAUAUUCUCUAGAUUCUACUUCAUUGGUGAUGAUGAUUUACUUGAAAUUCUUGGUUAAGCCAAAAAUCCAGCUGUUAUUUAGAGCCAUCUUAAAAAACUAUUUGCUGGAAUCCACAAAGUAGAAUUCGACAAAGGCAAUCAAUAAAUUAUCUCAAUGAUUAGUAGUGCUAAUGAAUACGUAAAACUUAAAAAUCCAGUUAGAAUCACUGAUGAUGUCGAGAUUUGGCUUGGAGAACUUGAGAAGGCUAUGAGAGUCACAUUAAAUGAUGUUCUAUUACUUACUAUCAAAUCCUAAGGGCUUGAUAUUAUGAACACUCCAGCACAGAUAUGCUGUCUAUCUGAAAUGAUUUCGUUCUCUGAUAAUUGUGCUGCUGCUGUUAAAAAAGGAAAAUUAGCCAAUUACAAGCAAGAUUUACAGAAGCAACUAGAGUCCUAUACAUCUUUUGAUAAUAAGGGCGAUAUUUUACUCUUCUCAAAGGUCAAGGGUCUGAUCCUUGAUAUCAUUCAUAAUGUGGAUGUAGUAGAACAACUUCUAAAGGAUCACAUUGUGAGCACUCAAAACACCAAUGACUGGAUGUGGUUUAAACAGCUCAAAUAUUAUAUGGAUUUGAAGGAGAAUACUUCUAAGGUAGGCAUGUGUGAUGCAUUCUUUGACUAUACCUAUGAAUAUUAAGGAAAUGCACCCAAACUUGUUCAUACUCCUUUGACUGACAAGUGCUAUUUGACUUUGGUAUUGGGAAUGAAGAUGGGUUACGGAGGAAAUCCAUACGGGCCUGCAGGUACUGGAAAAACAGAGAGUGUUAAAGCUCUUGGCUAGGCUUUUGGAAGACAAGUGCUUGUAUUCAAUUGCGACGAGGGCCUCGAUUACAAAGCUAUGGGUAGAAUCUUCAUCGGUUUGGUUAAAUGUGGUGCCUGGGGUUGCUUCGAUGAGUUCAAUAGACUCCUAGAAGAAUAGCUGUCAGCAAUAUCAUAGCAAAUUCAAGUCAUUCAAUGGGCAAUCAAAGAAGGCCAGUCCUCACUAGAGUUACUUGGCAGAAGAAUUGAAGUUAACAAGAAUGCAGGUAUUUUUGUAACAAUGAACCCCGCUGGUAAAGGCUACGGAGGUAGAUCUAAACUUCCCGAUAACCUUAAAUAACUUUUCAGACCAGUAGCUAUGUCUGUUCCUGAUAAUGAGCUGAUUGCAGAAACUCUGCUGUUCUCUGAAGGAUUCAAGCAUGCCAAGAAGCUAUCAAACAAGAUUGUCAGUUUGUUCAAGCUCUGCAGACAACUGCUGUCUGAACAGUAACAUUAUGAUUGGGGUCUUAGAGCUCUCAAGACUAUUCUAAAUACUGGAGGCCAACUCAUUCAAAAUGAACUUAAGAAGGGAAAAGCUAUUCAAUAUGAGCAAGAAGCUCUUCUACUUAUCAAAGCUAUCAGAAUUAACACCAUGUCGAAACUGACAUACUCUGAUUCAAAGAAAUAUGAAGCAUUGCAGUCUGAUAUGUUCCCAGGCAUUAAAUCAGAAGAUAUUGCCUACGAUGAGCUGACUGCUGCCAUCAAGAUUGCUCUUGAGGAGAUGAAACUAGAACUAAUCGACUCCUAAGUUUAAAAGAUACUCUAGUUCUACGAAGCUACAAGACAAAGAAUGGGAGUAGUAAUUGUAGGUCCCUCUGGUUGUGGUAAGACUACUAUAUGGAGAAUAUUGAAACUAGCUUAUGAAAAAAUGAACUAGCCCUUGGUAACUCAUGUAAUGAACCCCAAGAGUAUGCCGAGAAAUCAACUUCUAGGGCUAAUGAAUCACGACACCAGAGAGUUCAACGAUGGAGUGCUGACUGCUAGUGCUAGAGCCGUAGUUAAGGAGCCUGCAGAGACUAUUUGCUGGAUCGUCUGUGAUGGAGAUAUUGAUCCUGAGUGGGUUGAGUCUCUGAACUCUGUGCUUGAUGAUAAUCAUCUCCUCACACUACCUAAUGGAGAGAGAAUCAGUUUCGGAAACAACAUCAACUUCAUCUUUGAGACCAAUGAUCUCAGAUUUGCUUCACCGGCCACAGUUAGUAGACUAGGUAUGAUCUUCUUGUCUGACGAAGACGUCGAUAUCUAGAGAAUUACUAAGACUUGGCUUAAGAGACAAGAUGAGAAGGUACAAAACAAAUUGCAAGGAUGGAUGGAAGACAUUUUCUUCAAAGCCCUUGAUUUCACGCUUCAACGAUAGGAAUUCUUCGUAGUUGAGACUACUAAGAUAGGAAUUGUCAAGAAUGCUCUUAGCUAUAUGAACAAUAUCUAGCAAAAAGGCUAAUUCACUGAAGCAGUUAUUAAAGGGCUUGGAGGUAACUUCCAGCUUACACUAAGAUAGACGUUUGCACAAGAAGUGUUCAAGUAUGCAAAUGAAAGACCAGCUGACCCAAGGAACCUGCUGCUUAACUAUUUCGAUGAAAAAACUGGAGCUUGGAUGACAUUCCUUGAACAAAAAUCAGAAGUGAGAAUCGAUGAUCUUAAGAAUCCUGAAUAGCCACCAAUCGUCUACACUGUCGGUGUUCAAAAGGACAUCGCUAUGAUUAAACCUUGGCUAGAUCAGGGAGACUCCUUUAUACUUGUUGGUCCAGAAGGUUGUGGUAAAAAUCUCAUAAUUAGCAAUCUGAUUAAGUCAAUGAAGUCUACUCAACUAGCUGUUAUUCAUUGUAAUUCACAGACUUCAGCAUUCCAUGUUAUCUAAAAACUCAAUCAAAUGUGUGCCUAGUCUACAAAUUCAUAAGGAAGAGUCUACAGACCAAAAGAAUGCCAAAGACUUAUUAUUUACUUGAAAGACAUCAACCUACCUAAACCAGAUAAAUAUGAUACUAUCUAGUUGAUAUCAUUCUUGCAUCAAAUAGUCUGCUAUAAAGGAUUUUAUGAUGAUAACCUAGAGUUUGUCUAGCUUGAGAGAGUUCAAAUCGUAGCCUCUAUGAAUCCCUCCACAACUAUUGGUAGACAUAAGAUAUCUACUAGGUUUACAGCUAAUGUCAGAAUCGCUUAUGCUGAAUACCCAUCCUCUGAUGAAUUGCUCCCAGUUUAUGCUGAGUUUAUGAGAACUAUACUUAGUCAUCCUCAAUUCGGUGGAGGAGCAAUGGCUAACUCAUCUAAGAAAUUAGCAACAUUUAUGAUUGAAUUAUACACUAAUGUGAAGACCAACUUUUCAAUUGAUGAGCAUAGACAUUAUCUAUAUACUCCAAGAGACAUUACCCAGCUUAUUUUCAGUUUACUCAGAUAUGAUAUCAGAGAGGCACAAGGACUCAUUGAAGUUCUUAUCUAUGAAUCAUCUAGAAUAUUCAAAGACAGGCUUGUUGAUAAAUAAAGUAAAGCAAAGUUUGACUAAAUUCUGUACAAUCUUUUGAGAAACCACUUAAAAUACAAUGAAAAGCUUGUUGAUACUUAUUUCAUCAGUAAAAUUGCAACUGGAGGUGAGAGACUGAUACCCACUCUUCCUCCUCUUGGUAGAAUCACAAAGGCUGAUUUUAUUCAUCUGAUAGAGCAAUAACUCAGGGCAUAUGAAAGAGAAUUCAAAGAGAUGAAUGUGCAUAUGUUUGAUGAGAUUCUUGAAUAUAUUGCCUUCACUGAAAGAGUAUUGUCAAAGCCAGGAGGAUGUAUUUUGAUGGCAGGAAGAGCUGGUGUCGGCAGAAAGACAACUACUUAGUUGAUAGCUCAUAUGCUAAACAUGAACUUCUUCUCACCCAAUAUCAGCAGAGAUUACAGCAUGAAGGAAUUCAAGAGAGACCUUAAGUUUGUUUUGCAACAAGCUGGUAUAGAAGCCACAAAGACUUGUCUCCUGAUUGAAGACCACUAAAUUCUAAAGAGUGAGUUCCUAGAAUACUUGAACUCAUUGAUCUCAGCUGGUGAAAUUCCAGGUCUGUACACUCCUGAGGAACUUGAACCACUGCUAGCAUAGCUUGGUGAGGAAAUGAGAAACUAAUAUGAAUGUAGAACUCUUUUUGAAUUCUUCGUUUCCAGAAUCCAGAAGAACUUGAGCAUUGUGAUUAGUAUGGAUCAUUCACAUCCUAAGUUCUUGCAAUAUUGUUCAUAAAAUCCAGCACUGUACACAAAAUGUACUAUUCUCUGGAGUGAGGGAUGGAACAAAGAAGCUAUGAUACAUGUAGCGAAGAACGAGCUUGGGGAUGUAUUAAACAAGGUAAACAAAGGUAAAGAUGAGCUACUUGCUGCUGCAGUUAGUAUAAAUCAAUCUUGCCUCCACCUUGGAGCAUCACCUCUAAGAUUCUUGAACUUUAUUCAAAAUUUCAGAAUCACUUUCAACAAGAUCAUUACUUCAAGUGGAGGAUAAUCAAAGCAUUUACAAGCUGGUCUGACCAAGCUUGAGGAGGCAGCUAAGACUGUAGAUGAAUUGUCCAAGAAAGCUUAAAAUUCUAAGAUCUUGCUAAAGUAAAAGCAAGAAGAGGCUAAUGUAGCUCUCGCAUAGAUCACCAAGAGUAUGGAGCAAAAAGCUGAAAGAAAGUAAGAAAUUGAGGCACUUUAAAAGAAGUGUGCAGAAGAUGAGGAGAUCAUCUCAAAGAGAAAAUUAGCGGUUGAAGAUGAGCUAAAGGAUAUUUAACCUGAGGUAGAUAAGGCUAAAGAAUUAGUGGGAAAACUAAAUUCACAAAAUAUCAAUGAAAUCAAGGCUUACUCUAUGCCACCAGAUGCAGUAGCAGAUGUGCUUUAAGGAGUGCUCAGACUCAUGGGAUCAGAUGACACUUCAUGGUCUGCAAUGAAGAAAUUCCUUGGUACAUCAGGAGUAGUACAAAGAAUUUUGAAUUUCGAUGCUAGACAAGUAACUAAGGAAAUUAGAAAUAAAGUGAAUAAGCUUUUAAAUGAGAAGCCAAUGAGCUUUGAGCAUUCUGUUAUUAGCGGAGUCUCAAGAGCCUGUGCCCCACUUGCCGCAUGGGUAAAGGCAAAUGUAAAGUUCUCAGAAGUUUUAUUGAAGAUUGAGCCACUCUCCAAUGAACUCAAUGGUCUAUUGGCUAAGUUACAAAAAUCAUAGUAAAGAGUCCAGGAAUGCCAAAGAUAGUUGGAUGAGCUUGAUGGAUCAGUUUAAAUUUUGAAUCAAAACUUUGCAACUAAGACUUAAGAAGCUGAAUCACUUAAAUUCGAUCUUAAAAAAGCAGAGGAUACUCUUUUCGCUGCUCAAAAUCUGCUGGGACAACUUUCUGGAGAGAAUGAAAGAUGGAGAAGAUAGAUUCAGAGUCUGGAACACGAACUUGCUUUAGUACCAAUAAAAUCUCUGCUCAGCAGCGCCUACGUCACUUACCUUGGUGGUGCUAAUGAGAGCAUCAGAGAGAAAACUCUAAAUGAGUGGCUUUAAUUAGUUAGAAUCAGUGAGUUCAACUUCAGGACAUUUUUAAGCACUGAGUCCCAGCUGCUUACUUGGAAGAAAGAAGGUUUACCUGCUGAUACUUUGUCAAUGGAAAAUGCCAUAAUGAUUCUUAAUUCAGUAAGGACUCCAUUGAUUAUUGAUCCAGCAGCUACUGCCACUGAAUGGCUUAAACUUUCCUUGAAGCAGUCUAGUGAGGGUCUAGAAAUCUUAAAUCAUCAGGAUCCUAAGUUUAACACCACUCUUGAACUCUCUAUCAGAUUCGGAAAAGUGUUGAUUAUUCAAGAAGUAGAUGGAAUUGAAGCCCUUCUAUUCCCACUACUCAGAAAAGAUUUAAUUCAGCAGGGUCCAAGAUAAAUCGUGCAAGUUGGAGAUAAAGCUGUCGACUACAAUCCUAACUUCAAGCUUUACUUAUGCACAAGAGAUUCAUUCGUGGAAAUACCACCUAAUGCAUAGUCUCUCAUUACUGCUGUUAACUUCACUGUCACCAAGAGUGGACUAGAGGGAUAGUUGCUCUCUAUAACAAUUAACUUUGAACAACCAGAACUUGAAAGUAGAAAGACCUAAUUACUUGAAGAAGAGGAAAGACUUAAGAUUUAACUCGCUGGAUACGAGAAGAUGCUUUUGGAUGAGUUAGCUAACUCCGAGGGUAACAUCCUUGAGAACAAAGCCCUAAUUGAUUCACUAAAUAAAACUAAACAGCAAAGUACUCAGAUUGAGAAAGCACUUGAAGAGUCUCACAACUUACAACUUUCCCUUGAUCAACAGAGAAACGUCUACAAGAACUUCGCAUACAUUGGAAGUAACCUGUUCAUGGUCAUUGGAGACCUUAUUAAGAUCAACAACAUGUAUCAGUUCUCACUUUCUUCAUUCAUCAAACUUUUCAAGAGAGCCCUAGAUACUAAGCCAUAAGCAAGUUCAACUGAGGAGAAGCUUAACUACCUAUCAAACAGUCUAAUCAAGUUGGUAUUCUCAGAGAUUGGCAGAUCUCUUUUCAAGGCUGAUAGACUUACAUAUAGUCUUCACUUCGUCAAAGGUGUUUAUCCCAAUCUAUUUGGCAAGAACGAAUGGGAGUUCUUUUCUGGUACAAUUGUGGCUAGUUCGGAGUCUCAUCUAUAAUUACCAAGGUGGGCAUCAAAGGACAGAAAGGAGAUAUUCUCAAUGUUCUCUAACAGUUUCUCACACUUGAUACCUAAUCUGCAAAUUGACAAUGACAGUGUUUGGCAACCAUUUAUGAAAUCAAGUUAACCAGAGAGAGAGUUCCCUCCCGCUGUUUAACAAAAACUAACUUCUUUCUAGCGAUGCAUUAUGAUCCAAGUCUUCAGGCCAGACAGACUUGAGUCUGCAAUGAACAACUUUGUAAAGGAGUCCUUUGGAAAUCAAACCUUGCAACCAACUCCAUUCACUCUUAGUCACAUGGCAGAACAAGAGUCAUCCCCAGGAGAGCCUAUUCUCUUCAUCAUUUCAGCCGGUUCUGAUCCUAGUGCUGAGCUCUAAGAAUUCGCUGAGUAAUACAUUGGAAGAAAUGCUUAUCACGAACUAGCUAUGGGAGGUGGAUAGAAUGAAAUUGCAAUUUAAACUGUAAAGCAAGCUGCUCAAAAAGGAGAGUGGGUUUGCCUCAAGAAUCUUCACUUGGUUACUCCUUGGUUACCAGUUCUUGAAAAAGAAUUCAAGAUGUUGACACUUCAUCCAAAGUUCAGACUAUGGCUAACCUCAGAGCCCCAUCCAAAAUUCCCAUCAAUCCUGCUUCAAUCCAGUCUUAAAAUUACUUAUGAAACUCCUCCAGGCGUAAGAAAUAAUCUUCAGAGAACAUUCUAGUACGUGGCUCCUGCUCAGCAAUAACAGCAAGAUACACUUUAAACUCAAAUUCUCUUCAUUUUAUCUUGGUUCCAUGCUUUAAUCCAAGAGAGAAGAACUUACAUUCCUCAAGGCUGGACAAAAUACUACGAGUUUUCUUACGGUGAUCUCAAAGCCGGAGAACAAGUACUUAUCAACAUCAGAAAGGAAACCUAAGGAAAUGGGGCCAUCUAGUGGCAAAAGGUUUACGGAAUCCUAGAAAAUGCAAUUUAUGGUGGUAGAAUUGAUAACGACUUUGAUCUCAGAGUGCUUAGGAACUAUAUGCAGCAAAUAUUCAAAGAUGAGACACUCAAAGGAACUAAGAAACUAUCUGAUAUGAUCUAAGUUCCACAAUCUGGCUAAACCAGAGAUUUCGUAGGUGUAAUUAACUAAGUCCCUGAAUAAGACAAUCCUUUACUCUUUGGACUACCUUCAAACAUCGACAGAAGUGUCCAAAGAUUCAACAGUCUUGCAGUCAUAGCUUAAUUGAAGUCUCUAGCUGCAGUAAGCGCUGAGGAAUUGAGAUUUGAUAAGGAUAAAUGGUCUUAAUUACUAGGUCCAAUUACCUAACUUUGGAAUACACUUUACAAACCAGAAGAAUACAAUUAAAUUAAAAUUACCCAAUAGCAGCUAGGUUCAAAUGAUCCAAUUGAAGCUUUUGUAUAUAUGGAAAUGCUAUAUGUGGUUGAAAUCCUUCAAAAAGUCAAUGAAAGUGUAGUUAGCAUAAUUAAGGUCCUUCAAGGCACUGAAAUGCUCACUCCAGACACUGAGAAAGUAGCUACUGAUCUGCUUAGAGGUGACAUUUCAAACUCAUGGUGCACUAUUUGGGAUGGACCAGCAAAUCCGAAUGCUUGGAUUAGACUUGUAAACAAGAAAGCUCAAUCACUCAGAGGUUGGAUUCAAAGAGUGAGUCAACAGCAACUCUUGAAGAAUACUGUUAAUCUGAGUGACUUAUUCCACCCCGAGACAUUCUUGAAUGCUUUAAGACAGAGAUCAGCCAGAUUGCUAAAUUACGCUAUUGAUGAAUUGAAAUUAGUUUCCAGCUUUGAAUCAGGCAAGGUCAACUUGACCACAGGAGUUCAACUCGAGGGACUUUGGCUUUAAGGCUGUGAAUUCGAUGGUUCGAGAUUAAAUGAAAUCAAAGACAACUCAGGAAGUUCUUCAGAACUAAUUAACUUGCCAAUCUGCUAUAUCUCUUGGAUCAAGAGAGAAGACCCAGAGCCUUACUAAUCAGGGGCAGUUAAUGUACCAGUUUAUCACUCGAUCGAUAGAGAGAAACUUCUUUGCACUUUUAACGUGCCAAAUCAAGGAGAGGAUUGGAAACGUAUCAUUGGAGGUGUCGCCCUAUUCUUAAAUGGAUCAGAAUGA